UGCUUUAGCAAAUCAACAAGUUUCUGAGUUAACUAUUGAUGAGUCACCAUCAAAGAAGGAUUGUGCCGAAAUUAACGAAGCAAGUAAAAAUCCUUUGAAUAUUGUCGAGGGUCGUGAAGAGAAGAAUGACGAUGAUAAGGAAAAAAUCGAAGAAGGAUUUGAAAAAAAUUUAGCGAAAGAAAUUAUAAAAGAUGGUCAAAAUGGAGCUCAAGCAACUAUUACAACUGAAAUUAUUCGAAGCAAAGUAACUGAACAGGAUGAUGUUAUGGUAGUAGAAAAGCAAGAAGAAAAAGCAGCAACAAAUAUUGUUAAAGAAGAUCCAUCAACCGACGCAUUUUCAGCAACAACAACGACAACUGCUUCUCGUGAUUUGAGUUCAAGUAUCUGGAUUAGAAACAUCACUAACACAACGAAAGCUGUUGAACUUAAAGCGCUUUUCUCAAAGCAUGGUAAGGUAGUGACAGCAAAGAUUUUCACCACAAAAAACAAGCAAAGCCCAACAUGUUUCGGGUUUGUUGUAUUAUCUGAUGCUUCUUCUGCUGAUUUAUGCGUUCAAAAACUGAAUAGAAUGAACUUCAAAGGACGCAUAAUAAAUGUUGAGAAGGUUAACUAUAAACGUAAAAAAAUAUAA
Molecule: messenger RNA, 631 nt
Organism: Meloidogyne enterolobii
Lineage: Eukaryota; Metazoa; Nematoda; Chromadorea; Rhabditida; Meloidogynidae
Source: the annotation of a GenBank genome assembly